AUGCCCGCGUGUGAGCAUCCCACAUCGGCUCUCAUUGCCGACAGGGACAGCGGCCAGACCUACUGCACCCUGUGCGGGGAUAUGAUUUCCGAUCCACAAUUUGAGCUCGACCCUGCUUUCCCACGCGGGGCUCGCGCAGCACUGGCGCCUCGACAACGGGGCGCUGGUCUUCGUGCAUUAGGGGGAAGCCUCCGGCCGACUCACACCGCGAUGGGUAUGGCCGCCACGCACGGGCGACCGACGAUCGAGGCCGCUCGCCGUGGGAUGUUCGCGAUCGCGCGAACCCUAGAGAUCAGCGACGACCUUGUUGAGAUGGCGCUUGGAAUUUACAAGCUCGCGCUCGGACUCAACGCGAUCUCCGGGAACCGCAGUGUGAUCCUCUGCGCCUGCUUGUACGCCGUUUGCCGGCGGGAGCGCACCUCGCACAUCAUUUACGACUUCUCCGAGGUCAGCGGCGACGGGCCGCACGCCAUUUUCACGUAUAUGAAAACCAUCUGCCGCGUUACGCACACGGAGGUGCCGUCUCUGGACCCCUCCUGCCUCAUUCAGCGUCUCGCAGAACAGAUGGACAUCGGGGAGCGGCUCGCCGACGUCGUCGUGUGCGCGCUGAAGGUGCUGCGCGUGAUGCGGGACGACUGGAUUUCGUGCGGGCGGCGCCCGCUAGGGGUCUGCGCGGCGGCCCUUCUCGUCGCCUGCUACGUCUUCCGGAUCCCCCGGAGCCCGGAGCAGGUCUGCGGGAUGGCGCGCCUCACCGCCCACACGAUCUCCGUCCGCCUGAACGAGUUCUCCGCGACCCCGGCGGCGUCGCUGGAGAGCAUCGACACGUACCGCCCGAGCUCCCAGACCCUCCCGCCGGCCUUCGGGGAGUCCAGCCGGCGCGCGACCGAGGAGGAUAUGAACGCCGCCACCCGCGAGCUCUCCUCCCUCUACUACGCCCUCGUCACGGAGGCGAAGCUCUCGCAGCCGCCGACGCCGGAGCGGGCGGAGCGCUGGCGGCGGUUCCUCCUCCGCCACGCCGAGCUCAACGGCGUCGCGGUGCUCGAGGAGAACCUCGACCUGGAGCACCUCACCCCGCAGGAGCAGCUGCACAUCUUGGGCCUCCCUCACACGAAGCCGAUCCCGCCCGAGAAGGUCGAGGCGAGCGUCAAGCGCGAGGAGGAGAAGCUUGUGCUGAAGCAGGAGGACUCCACCUCGCGGGGGCCGAGUGCGUUUCCGAACCGGUGGCCCGCCCAGCCCGCCCGCGGGGGCGGCGAGGGCCUCCCUCACGGGCCCGGCGACGCGACCGGGACGGAUCUCCUCUACCCCUCCGUCAACCUCGACGACCCGGCACAGUUCGAGGAGAUCAUGCAGCAAUAUCAGGGGCUUCUCAUGAACGAGGAGGUACGGGGCCUUCGCGAGGACUUCGAUUUCGCGGACCUCCCUGGCGACGACGGCGGCGCAAAGGGCGGCCUCUCUCUUGACGCCGGUGUCCCAUCGCUGCAGCCAACCCAAAACGCGGGCUUUCAGGAUGGGGCGGUCCAGCCUUCUGCGAUGUGCAGCCCCUCUCUCGCGGAGGGGGUUGGCGAAAAUUCCGUACUCGUCGGUCCUGCCUCGCAGGGGUUGCUCAAGCAGGCCUUGUAUGACGAUGAAAGGAGACAUGCGUUGCCUUGGGAGAUUUGUGUGUUGGCGAGUAUAGACGAUGAGGACUGCACGGACCUUUUAUCGUAUCUCAUCCUCGACAACGAGGAGCGGAUCCGACGUCAAAAGAUUGGGGAGGCCCUGUAUAAGGAGAUGUGGGCUCGCGGCCGAGCGCGGACGCAGGAAGAAAUUGAAAGACUUGAAGAGCUCCGACAGGUCCGUAAGCGACAGCGGCGACAAGUCAUUCUUGAGCCGGCGUCGGUCUCUGAUGCUCUCAGCCGCGCGCUGCGCGGCAAAGGUGCCGGUACGGUAAGUAUCACCGACAUUGAGGAGCUCAUUCCCGGGUUUUCUGGUGACGACGAGGGCCCCAAUGACAACUGGGAGGCUGAUUGA
Molecule: messenger RNA, 2010 nt
Organism: Phytomonas sp. EM1
Lineage: Eukaryota; Euglenozoa; Kinetoplastea; Trypanosomatida; Trypanosomatidae
Source: the annotation of a GenBank genome assembly